AAAAAAUAGUGGUUCCCGCUACUCCCGAUACCAUUUUCGCUAUUGGAAGUGUGACCAAAACGUUUGCAGGUCUGCUCGCUGCUCGUGAGGAAGAACUUUCCAAUGAUCCGGCUUUUUUAGACACCAGCCUUUCCGAACACCUCAAUGCUGAAGACGGUUGGUCUCCAGAGUUCCUAAAGUACAACAAGGUUCGCAAUGUCGCCACACACACUUCCGGACUGCCAUCGAUGCCUUCGCAGUUCAUGGCCUCGUUCAUGCGCGCUUCUGUGGUGGACCGGUUUAGCUCCACCAUGUUUUCGGUACGUAAAGCAUUCCGUCGAAUCAUUAAAAAUGUAGAACAAGAACAGGAAGUGGAUGUUGAAGGCGGGGACGAAGCUCCUGUGACUCCUGAACACAAAGACAAAGAACACCAGCAUCUUGAGGAACACGAUGUUGGACCAGAGAAUUCGGAUCCGGAUGCCAUUGUUUCUUGGGUGGGCAUUGAGGAGAUCAAGGUAAUGACGCAUGAAGCAUGGCCUGUGCCUAAAACUCAACAACUUGAACCUGCUGAAGAAAAGAUGUGUGAAGCUCCUGAAGAAGACCGCAAGGCUACAGCAGCUGGUGAGGAACCUGCAGUGGAAAAGGCUGGGACCGAAAUGAGAAACGUUGCUUCGACUGUCAUUUCCUUGAAUGGAGAAGGAGCUACGAAUGACGAGAAGGAAAGAGAACAAGCAGAAAAGGAGAAGGAACAAGCCGCAGAGGCCGCUAAGAAGCAGAUCUGGUCUUACAGUAACGCUGGUACCGCAAUUCUCUGCGAAAUCCUGAGGAAGCGUGAGGAAGAACGUACGAUGAAGCAGACUUCUGAACAUGACGCUUCCAAUUCCGCUGCUGCCUCUGGUCAAGAACCUCAAGAACGCGAACAAGAGCCUCCACAGAAGAAGUCUUCUCUUGCCUAUUCUGACCUUGUGAAAGGCGUGAUUUUCGAGCCUCUGGGCAUGUCCUGUUCUGGACUCUACGUGAAAGAACAGGAACAAGCUCUCAAGGAGCAGUUGGAGGACAAGCAAAUCGCUGAUGGUGUGCAAGACAUGGG
Amoebophrya sp. A25 is the source of this 1069-nucleotide messenger RNA. The record is from the annotation of a GenBank genome assembly. NCBI's taxonomy places the organism in Eukaryota, Dinophyceae, Syndiniales, Amoebophryaceae.